Messenger RNA from Ctenocephalides felis (cat flea), 585 nucleotides. RefSeq lists its product as uncharacterized. Bases 1 to 585 code for a protein of 194 amino acids. Lineage: Eukaryota; Metazoa; Arthropoda; Insecta; Siphonaptera; Pulicidae. The transcript has a single exon. The record is from RefSeq and is a predicted model, not a curated record.
AUGGCCUUGUUUUCUGAAGCAGACACUGUUAAAACCUUAAUGCUUGCGUGGAAUCCUUCACAGCAUAUUAAGGUUUCAGAAGCGGACAUUAGACAGGGAGUUGACACAAAACGAUCGGUAUUAUCAACAAUUGCACAGAUUUAUGACCCAAUUGGGCUCAUAUCUCCAAUAUCUGUAACUGCAAAAUUGAUAAUGCAGGAGUUGUGGAGGCAAAACCUUGGUUGGGAUGAGACUUUGUCACGAGAGUUACAAGAUAGGUGGAAUCUUUUUAAGGUUCAUCUCUCUGAUCUAGAGAAUCUCAGUAUUCCUCGAAAUAUUUUUAAGUCGAUUCCGGUGACUAUUCAAUGUCACGGAUUCUCAGACGCCUCAUUGUAUGCAUAUGGUGCCUGCAUUUAUCUACGGGCAACAUAUGCAGAUGGCACUUUGUCAUCAAGGUUACUUUGUUCAAAAUCGAAAGUAGCCCCAUUAAAAAAUGUGACGUUGCCUCGGCUAGAAUUAUCUGCGGCUUUGCUCUUAGCAAAGUUAUUUAGGCAGAUGAUGACGAUCACAAAAAUUCCCAAUUUCGGAGUCGUUUCUAUGGUGUGA